Molecule: messenger RNA, 1440 nt
Organism: Tetrahymena thermophila SB210
Lineage: Eukaryota; Ciliophora; Oligohymenophorea; Hymenostomatida; Tetrahymenidae
Product: flavin containing amine oxidase
Exons: 1
Molecular function (GO): oxidoreductase activity
Source: RefSeq, a predicted model, not a curated record
AUGAGUUUUUAAAAGCUAGAUUAUUUAAUACUUGGAGGUGGGUUAAGUGGCCUUUAUUGUGCCAAAAGAUUGCUUAAAGAAAGAGGAAUUAAGAAUUUAAUGAUCUUAGAAGCAAAAAAUAAGAUUGGAGGUAGAAUUCAAACUUAUAAAGGAUUGCUAAAUAAUAAUUAUGCAGAUUUAGGUGCCUAAUGGAUAUUACCUCAGCAUACUAGGGUUUAGGAUUUAUCUAAGAAUUACAAAUUAAAGCUGUUCCCUACAUACUCUUAAGGAUAGUCUAUUUACCAAUUUAAUGGCAAAAAUUUGAAAGAUGAAAUAUCAGACAAAUCGGCUUAAGACCUUUUUGAUAAGACGGACGAAUUUGUUGAAUAAUUUUUGAGCUUUCUAAAUCAAAAAUAAAUAACUAGUAUUCCAAAUAUGACUUUAUAAGAUUAUCUUGACGAUUUCAUAGUUUCAAAUGUAAAUACUCAAGACAAAGACAUUUUAAAUUUAUUCAAAUAGCAUCUUGCUUCAAAUUUAGAGAGUGUUACAGCCUACCCUUUAUCCAAAAUAUCACUAAAAUACGCCUAGUUUAUGGAAAAAUAAGGUAAAGAUUUUACCUCAUUACAAGGAGAAUUUGAUUAAUUGAGAAUGGAAGGUGGUGUUGAGAAUUUAAUUGAAAAAUUGGCUUAAGAUUUUGAAGCUAAUAAAUAUUUAUAACUUAACUAGAAAGCUGUAGAGAUUAUUUAGCACUCCAAUGAUGUAGUAGAAGUUAAGGUGUUAGAAUCUACUGAAAAAGACUCAAAAUACUCUUAAAAUGAAAUUUUAAUACAAAAAUCUUACUUUACAAAGAAUUUAAUCAUUUCUGUGCCUCCAUUUAUUUUUAAACACAUUGAUUUAUAGCUAUUGGAUUCUUAGCAUUAACAGAAAAUUCAAAAUCUUACUCAAAGCUAUGAUGUUGGCAACGUUAUCAAGACAUUUUUGCUAUACGACACUCCAUUCUGGAGAAAUCAAAACCUAAAUGGAAAUGCCUUCUGCUAUGAAAAUCCAUUUAUUACUGAUAUUUACGAUAUGUCAUGUAGUCACUCUUAAAAUGGAAUUCUACAAGUAUUUUCUGUUGGUUAAAAAGCAACAGAAGCAUAAAAGUUAUCUAAAUCAGAAUUUAGAACUAAAAUCAUUUAAGCUUUAGUUUCUAUUUUUGGCAGAGAAUCUUAUAAUUACUUUGAUUACUUUUCCCACUCAUUUAUUGAAGACCCUUUUGUUUUAGGAGGGUAUUCUGGUCUACAGAUUGGCAAACUUGAAUAAACUGGAGAAUCUCCUGUUUAAGAAUUUGCAGAUUUUAAUACUCAAAAAAAUCAAAAUAUAUUCUUUGUUGGAACAGAAACAAGUUAAAGUUUUAACGGAUACAUGGAGGGAGCUCUUCGUUCAGUUGACUGGUUACUUGAAAAUUCUAUAAAAAAUUGA